This is a messenger RNA of Cuculus canorus (common cuckoo), 1172 nucleotides long. Its product is annotated as thyrotropin-releasing hormone receptor. Gene Ontology annotation, biological process: phospholipase C-activating G protein-coupled receptor signaling pathway. Gene Ontology annotation, cellular component: membrane. NCBI's taxonomy places the organism in Eukaryota, Metazoa, Chordata, Aves, Cuculiformes, Cuculidae. The transcript is spliced from 2 exons. The record is from RefSeq and is a predicted model, not a curated record. Bases 1 to 1155 code for a protein of 384 amino acids. Gene Ontology annotation, molecular function: thyrotropin-releasing hormone receptor activity.
AUGGAGAACGGCUCGGUCAGCCCGGCAGCGGCGCUGAGCAACCAGACCCUGGGCAGGAUGCCCCGGCAGCCCCUGGAGCUGCAGGUGGUCACCAUCCUGCUGGUGCUGCUCAUCUGCGGGGUGGGCAUCGCGGGCAAUGUGAUGGUGGUGCUGGUGGUGCUGCGUACCAAGCACAUGGUGACCCCCACCAACUGCUACCUGGUGAGCCUGGCGGUGGCUGACCUCAUCGUGCUGCUGGCAGCCGGGCUGCCCAACAUCUCGGAAGUGGUGGCUUCUUGGGUGUACGGCUACGCCGGCUGCCUCUGCAUCACCUAUUUGCAGUACCUGGGCAUCAACAUCUCUGCCUGGUCCAUCACUGCCUUCACAGUGGAGCGCUACAUUGCGAUCUGCCACGCCAUCAAAGCGCAGUUCCUGUGCACCGUGUCCCGCGCCAAGCGUAUCAUCUCAUCGCUGUGGCUCUUCACCUCCCUCUAUUGCCUCAUGUGGUUCUUCCUGGUGGACACCACCCAGGUCACCUUCUCGGAUGGAGCACAGGUCAGCUGUGGCUACCGGGUUUCCAGAAGCCUUUACAUGCCUAUUUACUUCUUGGAUUUUGCUGUCUUCUACAUCAUCCCAUUGGGGCUGGCAACUGUCCUCUACGGCCUCAUUGCCCGUAUCCUCUUCAUGAAUCCCCUGCCUGCCACCCCGCAGCACUCCUGCUUGGGCUCCACGCACCGAGGUGGCUCCCUCAAGCUCUCCUACUGGGGCAACAAGAGGGCGCUGAGCUCCCGCAAGCAGGUGACCAAAAUGCUGGCUGUUGUGGUGGCCCUCUUUGCUCUUCUGUGGAUGCCUUAUCGCACACUGGUGGUGGUGAACUCCUUCAUGGACCCUCCAUAUCUGAACAUCUGGUUCCUUCUCUUCUGCCGCCUGUGCAUCUACCUGAACAGUGCCAUCAACCCCAUCAUCUACAACCUCAUGUCACAGAAAUUCAGGGCUGCCUUUAGGAAGCUAUGCAAGUGUGAAGGGAAGAGUGCCGAGAACCCCACGCCGUAUACUGCUCCAGUCUACUACAGCGUUAUGAAGGAUUAUUCUCAUGACAGCUCCGAUCACAUCACUGAACAAAAAGAUCUGAACAGUCUCCCUGGACCUGCAAAGAAGAAUAAGCCUGUCAAAUGAAUCCUGGGACGCUGAAA